Messenger RNA from Podarcis lilfordi (Lilford's wall lizard), 9329 nucleotides. Lineage: Eukaryota; Metazoa; Chordata; Lepidosauria; Squamata; Lacertidae. The record is from the annotation of a GenBank genome assembly.
ACUGCCAAAAGCAAGCACCAACUCGUUUCCAAAGCGCCAGCUGCGAGCAGAGCAGGGAAGCGAGGACUACAAUUCCCAGAAACCCCCUUUGCAAAACGUAACUUCGCGCAACGGAAGGACGCGGGCCCAAGGACUACAAUUCCCAGCGGCCACUGGGCUUCCGUGCGCCCCAGCUUGGAGGAGCCCGGAUGAGGGAUGGGAUGGAAUUGUCAGGAGCGACGCCGAGGAAGCGCCCGCAGGAGCCCCGGGAAGGCGCGCAAGGGGUGGGUGGGCGGGCUGGCUUUUGGGGGACCCUGGAGGGGCGAAAGACGUCAUAGAGCUGGGAGGAGGAGGAGGAGGAGCAGGAGGAGGCAGAACUCUUUUUUGCAAAAAGGCUCCUCUCUUUGCACGCCCUGCCAUUGUUGCUGGAUAAGUGCUUUCCGGACUGAAAAAUAAAACUAAAAGGGGGCGGGGGACAUUCCAGACAAAGAAGGCAAAUAAGGCUCCCAAAGGAAGUAGCCGGAAUGGCUAACUAAUUCCCGUGGCUUUUCUGGAUGGCAAGGGGGGUUCCUUGCCUGCACACUCAAUAGGAUUCCAUCAACCUGCUGCCACUUGUCUCUCCACACUCCCAUGGCAACCUUGCCUGGGAGGCUGUUGGUCUGCAGUUUAUGGGUGGCUGCCUUCUUGGUCCCGGAAGAGGAUAGAGAUAGUCAAAAGUCUUUUUUCUUUCUUUUUCUUAAGAGGGCACCUUUUAUUCAGAAGGCUAGUGUGGUUAAGAGUGUUGGACUGAGACGAGGGAGAUUGGGUACCCAAUGGCCUUGAAGCUCACUUGGAUAUCCCAUGAUCAGACAUAUUCAUAUUCUCUCUCUCUCUCUCUCUCUCCUCUCUUCUGUUCUCUUCUGCUCUGUUUUCUCUCUGUGUGUCUCUCUCAGCCUGACAGGGUUGUUAACUGGGAUCCCACAGCUAAUUCUCCCCUGGUCUCCUCGCUGGCCCAAAUAGGACUAAUUUAGCCAGCUAGCCCUGGUGAUCAUCGAAUGUUUAUUGGAUGGAUUUCCCCCCUAAAUUGAUUAUUGAAUUCUGAAUUUAUUGUUGUUCACGUUUUAUACUGUAUUUUAUGCUGUUUUUUGUUGCAUAAAUUUGUUGUUAGCAGCCCUGAGCCUGAUUUUCUGAACCGGGAAGGGCGGGUUAUAAAUAUUUUUUUAAAAAUUAUUAUUAUUAUUAUUCAUUGGUUGGGGGCGGGGAGAAAAGGGGAAAGUGAAGUAGAGGAUGCUCUGGGAACAAGUGGGGCGAAGAGGGUUGCAUGUAUGUGACUCUGUGUUGCUCGUAUCCCCAAUUUUGAUAAGCCACCCUUUGGUCCCCCGCAGAAUGCAGAAUGAUGUCGGCGCUUGAAUCCGGAUUAUCCCCCCUUUCUGUAGAAAUGGCCAGGGCAGCAACGGAGCUGACUCAGGUAAGGAGGAAGGCUCUGCGAUGGGGAAGGAACAGGCACCUAUGGCUGCUGCCCUGACUUGAGAGGGAAAACUUGACAGCUAUGCUCCUGCCUCCUGCUUCAAUUCCAGCUUCAAUUCCAGUUGUGGCUAGUUUUGCUAUAGUACAGUGGUACCUCGGGUUAAGUACUUACCGUAUUUUUCGCUCUAUAACACGCACCCGAUCAUAACACGCACGUAGUUUUUAGAGGAGGAAAAUCCGUAGGCAUGCCACCCGUAGGCAUUCCCUCCAUAACACGCACAGACAUUUCGCCUUACUUUUUAGGAGGAAAAAAAGUGAGUGUUAUGGUGCAAAAAAUACGGUACAGUGGUGCCCCGCAAGACGAAUGCCUCGCAAGACGGAAAACCCGCUAGACGAAAGGGUUUUCCGUUUUUGAGUUGCUUCGCAGGACGAAUUUCCCUAUGGGCUUGCUUCGCAAGACGAAAAUGUCUUGCGAGUCUUGAGAUUUUUUUUCGCUCCCCCCCCUUUUUCUAAGCCGCUAAUAGCCUUUUAGCAGCUAAGCCGCUAAGCCUUUAAUAGCCGCUAAACCGCUAAUAGCGCUAAUCCGCUAAUAGGGUUGCUUCGCAAGACGAAAAAACCGCUAGACGAAGACACUCGCGGAACGGAUUAAUUUCGUCUUGCGAGGCACCACUGUAAUUCGUUCCGGAGGUCUGUACUUCACCUGAAACUGUUCUUAACCUGAAGCACCACUUUAGCUAAUGGGGCCUCCUGCUGCCACCGCACCACCGGAGCAUGAUUUCUGUUCUCAUCCUGAAGCAAAGUUCUUAACCUGAAGCACGAUCUCUGGGUUAGAGGAGUCUGUAACCUGACGCAUAUGUAACCUGAAGCAUAUGUAACCUGAGGUACCACUGUAUUUCUGAUCUGGAUUGGAGAGAGAGCGGCAGAGAGGGCAUUUAGAGGGUGCUCCCCACUUACGCGAUUUUCACUUAUAUGGCAACGGAGCUGGGUCAGGUAAGGAGGAAGGGUCUGCGGCAGGUGCUGGGGGAGGAACAGGCACCUAUGGCUCCUGCCCUGGACUUGAGAGUCGGAUCCUGCUGGGUUCAGCAGGAUGUUUAUGCCAGGCAACUGACCCAAGCCUGGUCCCUUCCCGCUGCUGUUUCUGCUGGACUCUAACUCCCAUCAUCCCCCCGACCAUUGGCCGUGCUGGCCAGGACUGAUGGGCACUGGAGGGCAACAUCUGGAGGGUGCCCAGUUUGGACAGGCUUUUCCAGAGCAUAGGAUUGGGCUAGGGGAUGCCAAGCAAGCAGCCUUAUUUUCUGCUGGGGCUCAGAAAUACAGUGGUACCUCAGGUUACAGACGCUUCAGGUUACAGACGCUUCAGGUUACAGAUUCCGCUAACCCAGAAAUAGUACCUCGGGUUAAGCACUUUGCUUCAGGAUGAGAACAGAAAUCGUGCUGCUGCGGCGCGGCGGUGGCAGCAGGAGGCCCCAUUAGCUAAAGUGGUGCUUCAGGUUAAGAAUAGUUUCAGGUUAAGAAUGGACCUCCAGAAUGAAUUAAGUUCUUAACCAGCGGUACCACUGUUCAGGCUCUUCUGCCCACCUGAUCUACAGAGCUAUUGGCACAGGAUAGGAGAGCCAUGUUCAGAAAUAAUAAGAAUUGGGUGAAAAGUUCCUGCAUUGCUAAAUGGUUCUUGUGGUCCCUUCCAACUCUGUGAUUCUAACUCCCAUUACAAUAGAAGAUGUGGGUAGGGAGAAUCCAGCCUCCUAAGGCCAGAAAGGGCACUUGCCUUUUGUUCCCCGCCUGCGAUGUUGAGGUUUACUUAUCCUCUCUGUCAGUGGUAAGCAUAUUUAACAUCAUAGCGUACAUACUAAAAGUGGCCUAAGUUUUCCUUUUGCCGGUGCUUAUAUAGCCAAAACGACACCUGCCUGUCCAGGAGCAAACAGGCAUGGGCAAACACGGCCCUCCAGAUGUUUUGUGACUACAAUUCCCAUCAUCCCUGACCACUGGUCCUGUUAGCUAGGGAUGAUGGGAGUUGUAGUCCCAAAACAUCUGGCGGGCCGAGUUUGCCUAUGCCUGGCUUAGAGCUAGGAAUGUUACCCAUGCAAAGAAGUUGUUGUAAAAUCAAAAUUUUUAAAGCUGACAUGCCAUAAAUCUUUUCAAACUAUUCACUGACUAAUUGAUUACAUUUUCUAAAAAAAAACCUGAAAUGUCGUUCAUGAAGUAGUGGGAACUAGACAGAACCCUUUAUUCUUACAGAGUCCGGUGACUUUUGAAGAUGUGGCCGUCUAUUUCACGGAGAGCCAGGGGGCUCUGCUGGAUCCAGACCAAAGGGCCUUGUACAGGGAUGUCAUGAUGGAGAACUAUGGGAAUGUAACUUCACUGGGUAAGGAGUUUGCAGCCUCGAUGUAGAGGCCUGAUCCUCGCUGAGGCUGUCAACCUGUUGUUGUUUAGUCGUUUAGUCGUGUCCGACUCUUCGUGACCCCCUGGACCAGAGCACGCCAGGCACUCCUGUCUUCCACUGCCUCCCGCAGUUUGGUCAAACUCAUGCUGGUAGCUUCAAGAACACUGUCCAACCAUCUCGUCCUCUGUCGUCCCCUUCUCCUUGUGCCCUCCAUCUUUCCCAACAUCAGGGUCUUUUCCCUCUUCUUAUGAAGUGGCCAAAGUAUUGGAGCCUCAGCUUCACGAUCUGUCCUUCCAGUGAGCACUCAGGGCUGAUUUCCUUCAGAAUGGGGAGGUUUGAUCUUCUUGCAGUCCAUGGGACUCUCAAGAGCCUCCUCCAACACCAGAAUUCAAAAGCAUCAAUUCUUCAGCGAUCAGCCUUUAUGGUCCAGCUCUCACUUCCAUACAUCAUUACUGGGGAAACCUAUAUCAACCUAUAUCUGCACUAUAUAAGAUGGAAGCUCAUCUUAAAAUGUUGUAUUUUAAUUUUGUUUUUAAGUUGUAAUCAUUCAACUUGUUUUUAUUAUUGCUUGUAAGCCGCUCUGAGCCCGGCCUUGGCUGGGGAGGGCGGUGUAUAAAUAAAAAUUAUUAUUAUUAUUAUUAUUAUUAUUAUUAUUAUCUGUGGGAAUUCUUAUGCACCCAUGAAGAGCUUCUGAGGAAUCUCAGAUUUCCCCAGGACUCAGUUUGAGUAGCACUAUUUAAGGAAUUAUGACAAGGUACAUCAAGUACUCUCUGUCGGCCAUGAAGGAGGAGCAGGAAGAAACUUAAACACACAGCAGAGUUCCCAAAAAAUAGACUAGAGGGCAUUGUACUUCAUCCAGCAGAGCUUUGGCAAAUGAGCAUAAUGGUCACAAAUCCAGCACAUUCAGGAUUGGUACACUCCAUAAAAAAUCCAGUUGCGGCAAUUACAAGAAAACUUACAAUACUUAUAAUAAGUUUAAACUGUAACACUAUAGCAAACAGAAACAGAACACCAGAACAAAGGAGACAGAAAAGAGAAAGUGAGUGAGGCCCAGGCUUCUCCUGGUCUUACUAUUAUAGUCAGUAUGGCCUUGACAAAAAGAUAACAGAAGCAGUUAAAACCAGCUGUACUCAACUUCCCAGAAGAAAUAAUCCAAACAACAGAAACCUUCCUGUUUCUUUCACAUAGAAAGAAACUUUCUAGAACCCUCUUGAACUAAGCAGAAUAGGAAAGAUCAGUGUUUUCUGUACUAAGAAAUGCAAACUGACACUCUCACGUUGCCUUGCCUACAGGAUUUCUGUGCCCAAAGCCUGAACUCAUCUCCCAGAUGGAACGAGGAGAAGAACUCUGGGUACCCGAAUCCCAAAACAGAGGUGAAGCAGGGAUCCUUGAUGUCUGCUCAGGUAAGUUGUUGGUGAUAAAAAAAACCUCAGCCAGUUGAUGUUCUUCCCUUGCCUCCCUUUUAGUGAUUGUUUGGAACACUCCUUCUCCCUUGUGCAAGUUACAGGGAACCAGGCAGAGGGCCUUCUCAGUAGUGGCGCCCUCCCUGUGGAAGGCCCUCCCACCAGAUGUCAAAGAGAAAAACAACUACCAGACUUUCAGAAGACAUCUGAAGGCAGCCCUGUUUAGGGAAGCUUUUAAUGUUUGAUGUAUUACAGUAUUUUAAUUUUUUUUGGAAGCCGCCCAGAGUGGCUGAGGAAUAAAUAAUAUUGAUUGAUUGAUUGAUUGAUUGAUUGAUUGAAUUUCUUAUCCACAAUAUCCCAGGGCGAGUUAUAAUAAUAGAAUCAUAAAAACAAGUAAGGCUGUUCCAACCAAAACGUAACAGUAUAGAUUCAACAAAAUCAUCACCAUCCAUUUCUUAAAUCACCACCAUCUCAAGAUAAUUAAGAUACAGUGGUACCUCUGGAUGCGAACGGGAUCCGCAAACUCCAUAGAACAUAAAACGUGGGUUCUCAGGAGAUUGUGGAGUUGUCCUUCGUUGGAGGUUUUAAAGCAGAGGUUGGAUGGCCAUCUGUCAGGGAUGCUUUAGCUGAGAUUCCUGCAUUAGGUCGGGGGGUUUGGGUUUCUUUGUUGAGCGCUGCUGCUUUUUUGUAUUUUUAUUUUAGAUUUUGUUGCGAUUUAUGUGGGAAUCGUUCAGUUUGGUUUUGUAUUUUUUAAUGAUUCAUUUAUUGAUUUUGACUACUUUUGCUAUGUCAUGGGUAUGUAUUUGUUUCAUGUUGUAAGCCACCUUGAGCACGGUUUGAGCUGUGGAAAGGCAGCGUACAGAUAAAAUUAUGCAGGGGUUUAUGUAUGUACAUUGGUACGUCGGGUUAAGUACUUAAUUCGUUCCAGAGGUCCGUUCUUAACCUGAAACUGUUCUUAACCUGAAGCCCUAUUUCUGGGUUAGCGGAGUGUGUAACCUGAAGCGUAUGUAACCUGAAGCAUAUGUAACCGACGUACCACUGUACAGUGGUACCUCGCAAGACGAAUGCCUCACAAGACGAAAAACGCGCAAGACGAAAGAAUUUUCCGUUUUUUGAGUCGUUCCGCAAGACGAAUUUCCCUAUGUGCUUGCUUCGCAAGACGAAACGUCUUGCGAGUUCUUGCGAGUUUGUUUCCUUUUUCUUAAAGCCGCUAAGCCGUUAAUAGCCGCUAAGCCGCUAAUAGCCGUGCUUCGCAAGACGAAAAAACCGCAAGACGAAGAGACUCGCGGAACGGAUUAAUUUCGUCUUGCGAGGCACCACUGUAUAUGUAUUUGAAAGGGGUUGAAGUAGAUGACUGUUGGGGUCCCUUCCAACUCUACAGUUCUAUGAUUCCAUUCAUUUAGAACAUGGACUAAGAAAUCCUCCUUUCUCCUACCAGGUGACCCUCUGGAAAUGGAAGCGUGCCCCCGGUGUGGGAAUCGUUGCGGCGUCGUGCCCCAGAGAAUCUUGGUGGGCAAGAGAUCUUUCCGGUGUCUGGUGUGCGGGGAGUGUUUUGCUCGGCAGCCGGGCCCCGUCGCGACCCGGGCGGGAGAGAAAACCUACAAAUGCCAGGAAUGCGGCGAUGGCUUCGAACAGCACGCAGCCUUCGUGAGCCACUGGAGGGUGCACACCGGAGAGGAGCCGUACGAAUGUCUGGAGUGCGGGAGGUGUUUCCCUCAGCCCUCGUCCCUCGUGAAGCACCGGCGCAUCCACGCGGCGGCCGGCAGGCCUCGCCACACGUGCCUGGAGUGCGGGAAGGGCUUCGCUCAGGAGUCGUCCCUUUCGGCCCACCAGAAAACCCACCUGCAGGAGAAGCCCCACAAGUGCUUGCAAUGCGGGGAACACUUUGCCGACCACCCGGCCUUUGUGAGGCACCAGAGGGUCCACACGGGGAGGAAGCCCUACAAGUGCCUGGAGUGUGGGAAGUGCUUUGCUGACCGGUCGCACGUCGUGGCACACCAGAGAGUUCACCAGGGAGCCAACCCCUACAAGUGCCUGGAGUGUGGGGAAUGUUUUGACCAGCACUCUGCGCUCGUGAGCCACUGGAUGAUCCACACCGGGGAGCAGCCCUACGAGUGUCUGGAGUGCGGCAAGUGUUUUCCCCGGCCCUCGGCGCUCGUGAAACACUGCCGCGUCCACACCUCUGAGAAGCCCUACACGUGCCUGGAGUGCGGCAAGUUCUUCGCUCAGCAGUCGGGGCUGGUGAAACACCAGCGCAUCCACACGGGGGAGAGGCCCUACGCCUGCUCCGAGUGCGGGAAGUCUUUCGCCGACAGCUCGUCCCUGGCCAGGCACAAAAGGGUCCACACGGGGGAAAAGCCCUUCGCCUGCUCCGAGUGCGGGAAGCGCUUUUCAGACCGCUCGAACGUCUUGGCUCACAAGAGGGUCCACACGGGCGAGAGGCCCUACAAGUGCCUGGAGUGCGGGAAGUGCUUCUCUCACCGGUCGCACAUCGUGAAGCACCAGAAGUUUCACGUGAAAGAGAAGCUGUCGGCCGCGGGCACGCUGCCUUGUCCUGGAGCAGUUAAACAAGAAGCGCUCUGAAUCUCUGGUGAGGGUCAUUCCAUAUCAAGUGAUCCGAUUUUUAAUUAAUUUUUUUCCAUCCAAUUUUCUUUCUUUUUUUUGAAUAUUUUUUAUUAGGAAUUUCAACAUAACAAUUUAUCAAAAACACAUCCUCCUCCUCACACUGAGAGCCAGUGUGGUGUAGUGGUUAAGAGCGGUAGUCUCGUAAUCUGGUGAACUGGGUUCGCUUCCCCGCUCCUCCACAUGCAGCUGCUGGGUGACCUUGGGCCAGUCACACUUCUCUGAAGUCUCUCAGCCCCACUCACCUCACAGAGUGUUUGUUGUGGGGGAGGUAGGGAAAGGAGAAUGUUAGCCGCUUUGAGACUCCUUCGGGUAGUGAUAAAGCGGGAUAUCAAAUCCAAACUCCUCAAAUCCAAACUCCUCCUCCCCCAUUUUUCCCCUCCCCCCUCCUCAUAAAAGCAACCCCCACCCCCACCCCAGACUUCCCUCAGCUCCUCUCUCUGGUUUUUCAGCACAUGUUAUUCUCUGCAUAUUAUAAAAUUGUAAAUCCAAUUUUCUUAAAACUUUGUACACUCUUUACACCUGUUGUACACUUGUUGAAUGAGCAAAACUAAGUUUAAAUCUAAACUUUUAAUUCUUUCAUCUCGUCCCUUUUUUGACGUAUGAAGGUUUGGAAUUUCAAAAAAUUGACAGUUUUGAUCAUGCCCUAUUACACAAAAACCUUAAAAGCUCAGCCCAGAAUGGAGAUACUUCAAAACUAAAAAUACAGAAGUUUAAUAUGAUGUGGCACAUGAUGGGUCUCCUUUAAAUUUUAAAAUUAAGCUAAAAAAUUUAAAGGUGAUUUUAAAAAAUGAAUAUGAUUAAGAUCCCCCCCAAUGUAUGGAAUAUUUCAUAUUUCUAAAAGCUUCCUGCAAAAUUUCAUCUUGGGAUCUCAAUGACAUCACAGUUAAUAAAAAUAUUUUGUACGUACCUGUCUGCCUUAUUGGAUUCUAUUUAGCAUAAUUUGGUUUUCUUGGAGUGAAAUAUAGCAGAAUAAACCAGACCUUCAGGCAUUUCUUUAAAAAGUUAUUCAGUUAAAAGCUAGUUUGGCUUUUCUUUUAAAAAUGUAUUUCAAAGCAGAACGAUAGCUUGCCGAAAUCUGGGAUCUUCGCUUAUACUACUUUUAGGAAACUAAAACUGAAAGCAAUAUAAAAUGGUAAGGUAAAAGUCACUGGAUCACUUGGCAUGGAAUGACCCAUGAGAGGUGUAUUUCCCUGUUAACAAAUCGCCUAGAGAGUUUUGCGCAGCACUAAGCUUGGAAAUGUGAACCCACGUUGGACUGCCACAGUUCUAAAUUCUGCACAGGGGAGUUCUCUCAGGUGAAUGAACUCUUGAAGCACCUGAGUCCAGAGCUGGUUGCAUUGAAUGGUGCUUUUUCCAAGGCCCUAAACUUGAUGUGAAUUGAGAGAUUUGUGCUUAGGACUGAUGUGCAUCUGAUUCCUCCAGUUUCUCCAGUAACAUCAAGUGAAAAGAGAUCAGGGGUGCGACAUUACUGCACUUGACAUUUCCCUGCCUCCCGG